Molecule: messenger RNA, 1467 nt
Organism: Leishmania mexicana MHOM/GT/2001/U1103
Lineage: Eukaryota; Euglenozoa; Kinetoplastea; Trypanosomatida; Trypanosomatidae
Product: serine palmitoyltransferase-like protein
Exons: 1
Coding region: 1-1467 (488 amino acids)
Biological process (GO): sphingosine biosynthetic process; ceramide biosynthetic process
Cellular component (GO): endoplasmic reticulum
Molecular function (GO): serine C-palmitoyltransferase activity; pyridoxal phosphate binding
Source: RefSeq, a predicted model, not a curated record
AUGUCGUCUGUAUCGGAAAAGCUGUCAGAGCAGCUGAUGAACCACCCGUUCCACAGUGCUCUGGAGCUUUUCUUUGCCGCCCUGCUAGCGUAUUUUCUGCUGCAGCGCUUCCAUCGCCGCGGGAGGGGGAAGCCGCCAAAUCUGAUGAGCAGACUGUCCCCUGAGGAGCAGGAGCGUCGCCUUGCCGCCUUUCAGUCCAUUCCGUUCCGUGCCGAGUGCUCGGUAACGUCGAACGUGCCCGUGCCGGAGUACUACGGGCUGACUGAGGUGGUCGGACGCGAGGGGAGCCACAUUACCAUUGUGCGGCCCGGCUCAUCGGAGGUGGAGGAGUGCCUAGACUUUGCCACCUACGACUUUCACUCGUUCUCAACGCUGCCGGAGGUCGUUGAAGUUGCGCGGGCAGCCGUGAACGCCUAUGGCGUGGGCAGUUGCGGGCCUCGCAGCUUCUACGGCACCAUCAAGCCACAUCUUGUGGUGGAGCAGGACCUGGCUAAGUUCCUCAAGACGGAUGACGCGGUUGUGUACAGCUUCGCAUAUGCCACCGUGGCCACCCUCAUCUCUUGCUUCUCCGGCCGCGGCGACUACCUUGUGUACGACGACGGCGUCAGCUCCUCCGUGAUGGAGGGCUGCAUGCUUUCUCGCUCUGACAUUCGGCCGUACAAGCACUGCAGCAUGAAGAGUCUGGAGGAGCGGCUCCAGGAAGUGGUGGCGAAGGACGGGUACAGCAAGCCUCACCGCCGCUUCGUUCUAACGGAGGGCCUCUUUUCAAACACGGGCGAGAUCUGCCCGCUGCCGCAGAUCUUGGAGCUUUGCCACAAGUACAAAUUCCGUCUCCUGCUGGAGGACAGCCACGGCUUUGGCGUGCUGGGCAAGUCGGGGCGCGGCACUCCUGAGGAGUUUAACAUCCCGACGAUGGACGUGGACGUGUACAUUGGGAGUCUGAGUACGUCCAUGGGUGCGGUUGGCGGCUUCUGCGCUGGCGCGUCGAACAUGAUUGACCAUCAGCGCGUCACCGCCACAGCGUACGUGUUCUCGGCGGCGCUGCCCCCCUACAUCACGGCCGCCGUCUCGCAGUCACUCGCCGUGAUGGCGCGUGAUGACACGUUUGUGGCCAAGCUGCGGAAUCACGCGAAGCGCAUGCGCAGACACCUCCGUGAGGCCGGGUUCAAUGCUGAGAAGAUCAAGCUGGUGAGCAGCUUUGACGACGCCUCUCCGGUGAUCCUUCUUGCGGUGGAGCGGGCCUACGUCAAUCGUGAGGGGCUGGAAAAGGUGGAGAGCCGUCUCCAGCGCGUCAUCAAUGCCCUGCAGAAGAAGAAAGUGGCGGUCGUGCGAAACGUCUUCACAAGAGAUGAGCCGGUGAACAACGUCUCGGGACUGCGUAUUGUGGCUAAGAGUCUGGCGACGGAAGCCGAGGUGACGGCGGCGCUCGAGGCAAUCGAGACAGCCGUCAAGGCCGAGUUUGCGUAG